AUGAUUGUUUUUGACAAACCUCUAAAUGAGACUCUGGAGAAGCAUGUUCGAGAUCACUGCAAUUUACAGAAACGAAUUGGUUUGUUGGGUACAGCUGGAUUCCUAAUCGGCUCUCGCGUUGGUGAAGACGUCCACGUAGCUCAUAUUGCGAUAUGUCCUUUGCCAGAGACUGCUGAUGAUCGAGCCGGGGAUAUGAGAUCGAGGCUUGUAGAUUCAGAAUGGAUUGCAGAUCAUGGUUAUCGGAUUAUUAGGCUCUUACCGGGCGGAGUCGACAUCAAUCACUGUUCUUUGCUGGUAGGGUUGCUUUGGUUAGCUGAUAAAAAGCUAUCAAUAGAACCUCGAUCGGUCCUUAUGAAAGCAUUGGCAUUAAUUAACAGAAGAAACGGUUUUACCAGCUCUUUACACUACAUGUCUCCGUCGAAUAAUAUGGCAGGUUUUGGUCAUUUAAGUUUGACAAUUUUAAUAUCGCUGGUUUGCAUUGAAACACCAUUGGGGAAACCACAGGGCUACAUUGUGGACUGUAGUCGCAAAGGAGCUGAAGGUUCACAAACUCGAGUGUCAUUUGCUCAGCUAGAAUGGAUCAGUGUACAAUCUUCUGCGACUUUUAGUUUGUCUGUACCAAUUGAAGACGUGACAACUACUACCAAUUUCUACAAGGUCUUUUGCACUGCUAUUAGUGGCUGGACGAAGAAUUUUUUUACUACUGAAACAGCUCUUGUAAAUGGAUGCAUACGUAAUGGUAGCGAACCCCUACGGUCUCGAGAAAAGAAGGGAAAGGCUAAUGUUGAUCCUGUACGAGUGAGGACGUUUGUUUCUGCAGGUGAAAGGUUUUCCAGUAGUGUUCCGUCAGUAGUGAAUUCUCUUUGUGUUGCUAAUUUAAAGGCAAAUAUAUCUGUUUCCGCCGCAGUACCAAGUAAAGCAACUGUGCAGGACGCGAUUACAGCGGUGAAACAACACGUGAUUAGAAGCUUAUGCAGCCGUGCUGUUUCAGAACUUCAUUAUGAGUGCACUGAAGUGGUGGAAGAUGAGCCAAAAGACUACACUUCUUUUCAUCAACUUCCUCGUCUUGCCUGCAUUUCUUUGCCAACUCAACCAUCCAUCAUAUUUACCGACUACCUUUUUGAGGGAGACAGUAAAAAGGACUCGCAAGAAUCAUUUAAAGACCUUUUGUCAAUCCAAGUUGACGAAGGUGAGAUUACUGAAGAAUACGAACGCCAUUUAACGGAAAGCGACUUGAUACGGUUCAGCAGUAUAGGUGAAGACAAUGAUAAGCUUCAAAAAUCUAGCCUUUCGAGUUCCAGUCAGAGUAUAGCUGCUGUUAUUUCGGUUGCGAGCCAAGGUCUUACAAUGAAUUAUAUUGCGCUAAUUUCAGUUAUUGUAGCUCUAUUUGCCAUUGUAGCAUACCUGCUGACGCGAUCGUUAAGUGAGUAA
Molecule: messenger RNA, 1431 nt
Organism: Enterobius vermicularis (human pinworm)
Lineage: Eukaryota; Metazoa; Nematoda; Chromadorea; Rhabditida; Oxyuridae
Source: the annotation of a GenBank genome assembly